GCAGUUGUACAGCUGGAGCUGAUCACGACGUGUCAGAAAAUUGUGUUAAUCCUUGUCGACUAUUGCAUUUUUGAGCCUAUACUUCGGCACAGUUAUGCUCAACUCAUUAAUAAGUGUGCUUUGUCAUACGUGCUAAGAGUGGAACUUCAGCAGAAUAUUUGCCGUGAACGCAAUUUCGCAAUUUUUGUAAAGAUUUUGAUUCUUGGAUGUGUCAAGGACUGCACACUGCAAAAAAGCGCUUUGCGAGGAGUUUUCAGUAAAACGGUCGACUUUGUUGAUUUCUUCGAGAUAACUUAUGGGGGCGUUAUCGAAAUUCGACCAAGUGCGAUUGUUGGCGUCAACGCUUACUUUCAAACAGUACGGGCCAGAGCCUCACAGUCGAGGGUCUUUGUCACGAAGAGCGGUCAACCUUCCAAGGACAAAGCCCAUGUGGAUGGCGCGUUUUUCAAGAAAUUGUGGCGUAUACUGAAGAUCCUCAUUCCAACGCCUUUCAGCACGGAGAUGUUUUAUAUGAUAUUGGUGGCCGUGUCGCUUCUAUGUAGGACUUACGCUGACGUCUACAUGAUCAUCACCGCAACAGGAAUUGAGGCGUGGUUUGGAAUAAGCGAGAUGAAGUUGCGAUUCCGUGAACGACUUACGAAACAUCUCUACAGCCAGUACCUGAAAGGCUUCACCUUCUACAAGAUGGCGAACUUGGAUAAUCGAAUCCUGAUAUGUAUUUUGUCCGAUCGUUCUCAGGAAUAUCAAAUUUUGGUGACGGACUGGCCCAUAGUCGACGUUUUGCUGUAUGUGUCUCGAAUUGGAAGUGCACUCGGUUGGAGCGCUCCAGUUAUUCUUUUCUCCUACCUUCUCGGAUCUGGCGUGUUCCUCACGUAUCUCAGAAGGCCGAUCGGACGGCUCACAGUGCAAGAGCAGGCACUAGAAGGCGAAUUCAGAUUUGUGAACUCUCGACUCAUUAUGAACAGCGAGGAAAUCGCGUUCUAUCAGGGCAAUGAUCGCGAACGGACAACACUAUUAGGCUCAUUCGCGAACCUUGUCAGUCAUCUCAGGAAAGAAUACUACAACUCCGGUCGAAUGAUGCUGAAACUCGCAGAAGCUCUUGGUCGCUUGGCUUUGGCUGGCCGAGAACUGACUCGACUCUCCGGAUUCACGACAAGGGUGGACACCUUGUUGAAUGUUCUGGGUGAUUUGACUAAU
Ostertagia ostertagi is the source of this 1197-nucleotide messenger RNA. The record is from the annotation of a GenBank genome assembly. NCBI's taxonomy places the organism in Eukaryota, Metazoa, Nematoda, Chromadorea, Rhabditida, Trichostrongylidae.